This is a messenger RNA of Malassezia vespertilionis, 1014 nucleotides long. Its product is annotated as cytochrome-b5 reductase. The coding region runs from base 1 to 1014 and encodes 337 amino acids. Gene Ontology annotation, molecular function: cytochrome-b5 reductase activity, acting on NAD(P)H. Lineage: Eukaryota; Fungi; Basidiomycota; Malasseziomycetes; Malasseziales; Malasseziaceae. Gene Ontology annotation, biological process: ergosterol biosynthetic process. The transcript has a single exon. The record is from RefSeq and is a predicted model, not a curated record.
AUGCUAUUCCGCUCGGCUAUUUCUACUUCGUGCUCUGCUGCCCGGAGUGCACUGCGUAAGAACGCGCUUGCGAGCGUGAAUCUACGCCAGUACUCUGCUACCCCCAAGGCUCCUUCCUCGAAUGUUGGUCUUUAUUUUGCGCUCGGCGGUGUUGCUGGUAUUGCAGCCUGGUACUCUAUGGGCGGCUUCAACGGCAACAUGAAGCUUGCAAUUUCGCAGGUUAAUGCUGACUCUGACGAGACAGCCCUUUCGAGUUCUGCGUUUAAUGCGCUCAAAUUGCUUGAGGUGAAACCGUACAACCAUGACUCCUCGAUCUACGUCUUUGAGCUCCCCGACAACAAGAGGUCUGGUGUUUUUGUCGCAUCCGCUAUCCUCGUCCGUGGAGCAGAAGACGAACCUAAGGAUGGCAAGGGCAACCCCGUGUUCCGCCCUUACACUCCGAUUAGCGCACCGGAGACCAAGGGAAUUAUGGAACUGCUUAUCAAGCAUUACCCGAACGGUAAGAUGACUGAAUACUUGAAAACGCUCAAGCCCGGAGAUCAACUCCGUGUGAAAGGUCCGCUCCCUAAGUUUGAAUACAAGCCGAACGAGUUUGACCAUAUUGGUUUGAUUGCGGGAGGCUCUGGUAUUACUCCCAUAUGGCAGCUUAUCUCGCGCAUCGCUAGCAACCCUGACGACAAGACGAAAGCCACGGUUCUUUACGGAAAUAAGGCAGAGGAAGACAUUCUUCUCCGCGACAAAUUUGAUUCUUUGAACAAGGACCCGCGCUUCACCAUUGUGCACUACUUGGAUAAUGCCCCCCCCAACUGGCAGGGUGGCAAGGGCAACAUUGGUGCUAAAGACGUCCAAGAGAAGCUUCCCAAGCCCACUGAGAACACAAAGAUAUUUGUUUGUGGACCCCCUGGUCUGAUGAAUGCCGUCAGCGGUGCCAAGAAGAGCGUCACGGACCAAGGCCCUCUUGUCGGUGUGCUUGCUGAAUCUGGCUUUAAGGCCGAGCAGGUAUUCAAGUUUUAA